Molecule: messenger RNA, 1969 nt
Organism: Myotis davidii
Lineage: Eukaryota; Metazoa; Chordata; Mammalia; Chiroptera; Vespertilionidae
Gene: VAMP7
Product: vesicle associated membrane protein 7
Exons: 8
Coding region: 148-810 (220 amino acids)
Biological process (GO): exocytosis; vesicle fusion
Cellular component (GO): membrane; SNARE complex
Molecular function (GO): SNAP receptor activity; SNARE binding
Source: RefSeq, a predicted model, not a curated record
GCGCGCGGGCGGGGCUCCGUACCCGGAAGCUGGCGGCGUCCGGUCCCAGCCUUCUCUGGGAGCCGGGAAUUAGAGACCCUCCGCUGAACUGCGCCCCACCGUCCGGAGCCCGCGCGCUCUCAGGGGGCGUCCGGACAGAUUAAAACCAUGGCCAUUCUUUUUGCUGUUGUGGCCAGAGGAACUACCAUCCUUGCCAAACAUGCUUGGUGCGGAGGAAACUUCCUGGAAGUGACGGAGCAGAUUCUGGCUAAGAUUCCUUCUGAAAACAACAAACUAACAUACUCACAUGGCAGUUACUUGUUUCAUUACAUCUGCCAAGACAGGAUUAUAUACCUUUGUAUUACUGAUGAUGAUUUUGAACGUUCCCGGGCCUUUAAUUUUCUGAAUGAGAUAAAGAAGCGGUUCCAGACUACCUAUGGUUCAAGAGCGCAGACAGCACUGCCUUAUGCCAUGAAUAGUGAAUUCUCAAGUGUCUUGGCUGCACAGCUGAAGCAUCAUUCUGAAAACAAGGGCCUAGACAAAGUGAUGGAGACCCAAGCCCAAGUGGAUGAGCUGAAAGGAAUCAUGGUCAGAAACAUAGACCUGGUAGCUCAGCGAGGAGAAAGAUUGGAACUAUUGAUAGAUAAAACAGAAAAUCUCGUGGAUUCGUCUGUUACCUUCAGAACAACCAGCAGAAAUCUUGCCCGAGCCAUGUGUAUGAAGAAUCUCAAGCUUACUGUCAUCAUUAUCAUCGUAUCCAUUGUGUUCAUCUAUAUCAUCGUGUCACCUUUCUGUGGUGGGUUUACAUGGCCAAACUGUGGGAAGAAAUAAAGACAAGUUAACCAAGGACAUGCAAGAACAAGAAGUUAAAAGUUCCACGCGUCUUAAGCCUUUUCACACUGACAGAUGGUGUCUGCCAGUCUCUUGAACCCUCCUCUUUCUUUUUCUGUUUAUAAUCUUGUUCUAUGCAUCCAGAUUGAUCUCUGUCCUGUCAACCAAUUUAUUCCAAUACUCUUCACAUUGAGCCAUUCAUUGCAGCAGUAGCCUUAAUGGGCUUUUUGUUCGUUUCUUUGGUUAACUACUGUCAUCUCCUUAGAGAAAUAUUUUUGUUUGUAAUUGCACAGAGCUGUCACCAAGGCAGAAAGCACCAGUCCUGGGAGCUAUCUCCUGUAACUAUAGGCGCGUUUCGUGCCCGCACGCAGAAGUGUGCGAGACACAGAUAGUGUUGCUAACAUCUCAUCUUUGUUUUGUUUUGUUCUUGAAGGGUUUUAGGUGCUCCAAAAUGAUAUACAUGGAGACCCAUUGUUAUUUGGGGAAGUGUAAUGACACUGCUGGUGCUGCUUGCUUCUAGGAGCCCGGGCAGGUGAAGUAUUAGACACUUUAUCUCAUCAGAUGGGGAACCUUUUGCUAGCCCAUUGGAAGCACAGGGAAUCAUCUUUGACCUCCUAGUAUUCACUUUCCAGAAGAAAGCUCUGACCAUUAACAAACCUCGCAGAGCCUGAUACUCUCUGUUUCCCCAUCACAGUUGAGUUGAGAAGAGGCUAGUGUCAAUGUUAUUGAAGGAUAUGUUGUUUGUAUUUUGUUCUUCAAUUGCUAUUUAGAGCACCUGUAUCAUUAAUGGGAUACGUCAUGGAGGGACGCCAAAGGAGGAGAGAAUCACGGCGAAUAUGUUGGCACGUUUGCUGGACAAAGGGAGGUAGCGUGGGGACUGUUUGCCAGUCUGGGAAAAUCCCAAGCAGAACAUAGUCAAUGGUCAACUGCAGGGUUUGCUGUUGAAAAACAGUCUGGGCAUUCUUUGUGGUUUCGUCAGUUCCUCAGCUACCUCGUUUUGAAUAAUCCUUUUGUGAAGUGAGAGUAGGCAAGAUGAGGUCUAGAAACAAUACAAGACAGCUUGGCGUUCAUUGAAAUGCACUGUAAGAAAACGAGUCCUACUGUUUUGGCUACUCUGACAUCUGUUAGCUGGUCUGCACCUUGAAUGUGUAUCUGAAAG